UUUCCCCCCUCUGUAGUUUUCUAUUUUUCCUCUAAUUUUUUCUUCUUCCCUCCAAAUUUUCUCCUUUUCCCUCCAAAUUUCCCUAAUCUCACACACACUCCCUCUCUCUUUAUAUAUACUCGCUCGUUGUUUCCCGAUGAUGAAGCCUACAAAUUUAAAAGUCUAGAGAGAGAGAGAGACAAGAUUCUUCUCCGAUCCCCUGCAAUUCUCUGAAAUCAGAUCAGUCUUCUUCGGCCUCGACCGGUCAAAAUCGCCAUCUGGGUCUCCAACAUCUCGAGCCGCCAAUGGAUCUCUCCCAUCAAAAGGACCCCGGAUCCGUAGAUCCGAGCGCCAGAGAGAGCUCAGAUUCAGCGGAAGCGGACGAGCUGAAGAGCUGCGACGACUGCAGGACGACGAGAACCCCUCUUUGGAGAGGCGGCCCAAACGGGCCCAAGUCCCUCUGCAAUGCGUGCGGGAUUCGGUACAGGAAGAAGAGGAGAGAAUCGAAGGGGGUGGAGGGGUUGGGGAUGAAGAUGAAGGUUCUGGGGUUGAAGAAGAAGUGGAAGCAGAGGAUAAUGGGGGAGGAGGAGCAGGCUGCUGUGAAGGUUCUGGGGUUGAAGAAGAAGUGGAAGCAGAGGAUAAUGGGGGAGGAGGAGCAGGCUGCUGUGCUGUUGAUGGCUCUUUCCUCUGGUUUGCUCUACGCGUAGGUUUUGUUAAGAGGGGGAUUAAGAUUAGUGAUGGUUAAUGAUGAUGGGGGUAAUAAUAAUAAUUGUUGGGUGUUAUUUGGGUUUUUUGGGGUGUUUUCGUCAACACGACGUGAGUUUUGGCUAAUUGUGACUUUUUUUUUUUGGUUGCACAACCCAUUACUAAAAUGUAAGAUGUUAUAUCCUCUCUUGAUUGGAUUUGAUUAAGAAAACAAUUUAGUAAUUUAAUCUUUGGUGGUGUUGAUAUGAUGUAGAUUUUGUUGCUUGUUAAGGUGCUGGUUGGACGUUUGCGAGGAGCUGGGAGAAAUUUGAACUGCUGUAUUUAUUCGUGAUUCUUUCAUGAUAUGAAAAAAUAAAGGAAAAAUUGCUU
Messenger RNA from Asparagus officinalis (garden asparagus), 1053 nucleotides. Its product is annotated as GATA transcription factor 16-like. NCBI's taxonomy places the organism in Eukaryota, Viridiplantae, Streptophyta, Magnoliopsida, Asparagales, Asparagaceae. Bases 285 to 686 code for a protein of 133 amino acids. Gene Ontology annotation, molecular function: sequence-specific DNA binding; zinc ion binding. The record is from RefSeq and is a predicted model, not a curated record. The transcript has 3 exons. Gene Ontology annotation, biological process: regulation of DNA-templated transcription.